Exophiala oligosperma is the source of this 2467-nucleotide messenger RNA. RefSeq lists its product as uncharacterized. The record is from RefSeq and is a predicted model, not a curated record. Bases 1 to 2418 code for a protein of 805 amino acids. NCBI's taxonomy places the organism in Eukaryota, Fungi, Ascomycota, Eurotiomycetes, Chaetothyriales, Herpotrichiellaceae. The transcript has a single exon.
AUGUGUAAAACUGAAAUCUGGACAUAUCGCGACUGUGGGUGUCGCUACAGCCAUAACGUUAUCUGCCGUUCAUAUCGGCGAGGAGGAACACCAUGUUUCGCACCCAACAUUCAAUUUACGCGGGACAAAUGGCUCGAGGGCGCCGGGUUCGACCCUGAGUUGGCAUUCAGACAGUUCAAGGGGCGUACGAAGCCGACUGAACCACGGGCUUGCCCUCAACACAAGACCGUUUACGAAUCGUUUCUGAACCCCAUCUGCGAGGACUGUCUCCUUGCAGAAAUCAACUCGCUAUCUGCUGAUGGAAUAGGGCCUGCUCCUCCAGCAUAUCCCGAGUCAGAAGCGGCCAGUGGAGAGGGACUCGUCUGGGACAGCGAAGUCAAGGUCGAGAUUGAGAGCCAGGCAGCACAGGAUCAGCCUGUCUCAACCACGCCAGUCAGCGAGAUAUCUUCCCGCGACAGCCAGGACAUCGACAGGACAAUACUCGACAGCCACGUCGAAGUCACAAUCGAAAGCGAUGGUUCCAGCGUUUCCACGGGCGAACCAAUGUCACCGCUCUUGAGCGCAUUCCAUACCGAGCACAGUUCGCCUCCUUCGACCGCCGCCACGUCUCCAAAGAGCACAGGCAGUUGCGAGAAACGACAUUCCGGAUUUCAUAAUACUCCUGAUGAGAAGCACUAUGAUAGCUCUGGCGAUGACAUCUCUUCAGAUCUUGGAGACAGCGACGAUGAAGGGGCAGAUUCGUGCGACGACCAAGUUUGCCAGCCUUUGCCAUCUCGUGGACGAUCUCUUGUUCGUGGAAACGGUAGUGUCAUGACAAGAAGUGUGACAGACCCGGUGCCCCUUGUCAUGCCCGUUGAGAAAUCGAAAAGUAAGAGAGGACUUUCAACCUUGAAAACCAUCCGAUCAAUAUCAUUGAACUUUCGACCCGGCUCGAAACCGAAGACUCCUGCACCGAUGAUUGAGCACGAAACCUCUCUUAACGAGGAAAGCAAACUUGCAAGGUCACGAUCAAAGAAUCCCUUCCGAGCUUUCCGACAUCGAAAAAUGUCCCAGAACCACGUGGACACGAUGAGAAUAACACCUGUGCUGACGACUCUCGAGGUCCAAAGCAGCAUUGAGGUCGACCAACUGUCCUUUGAAAAGCCUCGCCUCAGACCUCUCCCGCCCCGCAAGUCAAGCAUGGGAAACCUGAGGUCCUUCACCGAUCCGGCAGAAGCUGGAUUGGGCAUUCGCCGGUUUCCUGGUAUGACCCGGACGCCUGUCCCCAGUCCCACUGGCUCUUGGCCACAACACCAUCUGGAUCAGAGCAAGGCAUGCGACACAUCCCUGUUCCACUUACCUGUUCACAAGGACCUACCGUUUGAUGCCCAAUCUGUGUUCAGUGAUAUCGAAGCUGAGGAGACUGCUCAAUCAAGCACUGAAAAAUCGCCACCAUCCAGUUUCACUCUAUCAUCUACUUCUGAGUCCGCAAAGAGACAUGGGCUUGAGACUUUUGAACUCGGCCUGGAAGCCUCGAUCCCUUCUCUAAUAAACCAAGAAGCACAACAGUCAGCAGUGGAACAGGAGAUGGAUAUGGUCCAGAAGGCUGUCCCUGUGGCAGAAUCAGCGCUACUCACAGAGUCGACACCUCGAGAACAGACUGAUAUUGAUGACCUUGAUAUCGAGCAGCAACCUUUGGCGAGUGGAGCUCUUGAUCACGAAACCUUCCCACACGACCAAAAUGACGUCCCGGAAGAAGUUGACGCAUACGAUGAGGACACCGAGGAGCAAUCCAUGCUAGACCCAAGUGAAGGCUUCGAGUUGAUCCCACUCAAAGAAAGCCACGUCAGGGAGGAAGUUGACUUAGACAAUGUUGAAACGAAUGAGCAGUCACUGGUAGCACCGGAGCCGAAUCUUGCAGCGCCGUGCGUCGAUCAUGCCAUCCUUUUACAAGAAAUUGAGGCUCACGAUGUUGGGACGCUGGAUUCCGAAGACGUGAUGCCCGAGCCGACCAAUGGCUGCGAAGAAGUUGACAGCCAUGAUGCUGAGACGAAGCAGCAUCCCGUGGAAGAUCAUGAACCAGACCAGGAACAGUCUGUACCAACCAUCAGGAUACUGGAUACUGACCAGAUCAUUUCACUGUACAGCUAUGCCCGGAAACCGAAGGGGAAGCAACCGGAAACGAAUGAAGAAGUGGUCUUGGACGAUGUCUCGGAAAUCACUGCAGUCUCUGAGGAUGACGAGGACUCGAAGAUCUCAGAUUCGACCACGCCUCCGAGUUCUCCCCCAUCAAUCGAGAGAGAGAUGUCCCCGACAGAGUCUUCUCAUCCACCACGCAAAAGCUCAUUGAGGAGACUCACCGGGUUCAACUAUUCCACCCCCUUGGUAGAUCCCGAUUUUCCCCUACCUUCAUUACCUUCCACCGCGAACAUUGGUUGAAAGCAAGCGACGUUUCUUUACUUUGUACAUCUAAUGUAUAAUAAUUUCA